This is a messenger RNA of Scedosporium apiospermum, 432 nucleotides long. RefSeq lists its product as uncharacterized. The coding region runs from base 1 to 432 and encodes 143 amino acids. NCBI's taxonomy places the organism in Eukaryota, Fungi, Ascomycota, Sordariomycetes, Microascales, Microascaceae. The transcript is spliced from 2 exons. The record is from RefSeq and is a predicted model, not a curated record.
AUGAAGCUCCUCAACACCCUCACCCUGUUUGUUGCGGUGGCGAUCGCCGCUCCACGAUCCAACACUAAGCCCGAGGCUCGCUCCGAGAUCUCGGAUGCUGGGGACACUGGUUGGGGCAAGCGAGAUAUUAGCGACGUCGACGUGGACGAGAUUUCUGCGGCUUUGUACACUGGCUGGGGCUCCAUCAAGAGCAAGCGUGACAUCUCGGAUGUUGAUGUGGAUGAGAUCUCCGCCGCUCUGUACACGGGUUGGGGUUCUAUCAAGAACAAGCGUGAUAUUCGAGACGUUGAUGUGGACGAGAUCUCCGCCGCUCUGUACACGGGUUGGGGCUCCAUCAAGAGCAAGCGUGAUAUUAAGGACAUCAACGUGGAUGAGAUCUCGGCGGCUCUGUACUCGGGCUGGGGUGGCAUCUCGAAACGAGAGGAUGCUUAG